CUCAAAGCUUUUCUGGCUUUAACAAGAAAAAAUUCACAUACAAACACUUCUCUCUCCCCUCCCUUCUUCUUUCUCGCAUUCUCUUCCUUCCUCUAUCUCAUACGCUAAAUACCAAGUUGCAAGUUAUGGCUAAGCGAACCUCUGCUUCCAACGAUGAUACCAUCAACGACGUUGAUAUGGCCAUUGAAAACAGUAACGUCGACCAAGCUACUGCCAAGAAGAUCAAAGUCGAUGAUCAAUUGGACAACAAGAUGACGUUUGCAUAUCCCAAUGAUGCCUAUAUCAUCACCUCCGAACAUCUCAAGAAUUCAACGUUCGAGAUCCUCUACAUGGCCACGCGUGCCCGUGCUGAGACACCUCGUAUGCUUCUCGAAUACGUCGGGGCUUCGUAUGUGAGUCUGGCUCCUAUCAACUGGCCUGCAGGCAAGAAGGAUACUCCCUUUGGCGUCCUCCCGGUUUUGACCCAUAUCAAGGCUAACGGAAAGAGGUUGGUUGUUCCUGAAGUGCCUACCAUCACUCGAUACCUGGCUCGCCUGUUUGGUCUCACUGGCUCGACUCUAGAAGAUGAAGUCAUUGUUGAUGCCUGUUUCCAAAGCGCGGUCGAUAACAUCCUCAGCACCAUGAUGUCAGAAAUCUUUAUGAAGCCUGACCCUAAAGCCAAGGAGACCGUUGAUACCGCACUUGAAAAGCUAGCGCCGUUCUUUGAUGGAUUUGAAGGUUACUUGGUUCAGAAUGGAUCUAAUGGAUACCUUUUAGGAGAGAAGACAACGUAUGCCGAAUUCCCUUGGUAUGACUGGAUCCAAUAUCUCAUGACCGAAUACUCUGAACAGAUGAAGGACUUUAUUUCCGAGACUGUCCGUCCAGCGACCUACAAGCUGUACCAGCGCUUCCAAUCCAAUCCUAGAAUCCAAGCGUAUAUUGAAGGAGGUCGAUGGAAUUAUCGUCCUGCCAAGCCCAUCACUGGAAUUGCUACAACAGGUGUCAUUGUUGCUGACGCAGAACGAUCUCUGGACUUUUAUCAAAACAAACUGGAGCUGAAGGUAGUAGUGAACAAGUCCCCUCAACCCGAGGUUGAAGGUAACAAGUGGAUUGAGUUUUCGGUAGAUGAUUCCCAAAAAGUCAAGUUCUCGGUUUACAGUCAUGGGAAGAACAACCCUUAUUCUUCACCCAGCAAUGAUUCAUCAAAGCACACUGGUAUCAUCUUCUCUGUUCGCAACGUCAGAGAGACUUAUGAUAAACUUGUAAAGAAGGGUGUCAAGUUUAACAUGCAGCCUAUGCAGAUGCCAUGGGGCGUUAUCGCUCAGUUUGAGGAUCCUGACGGUAACCUUUUCUCCAUUAGUGGCCCUGCGGAUGAAAAACUCGAGGAGUAAAAAAAAUUUUGUUUGCAUUGGUAUCAUUUUUGUUUAUCUAUUUCAUUCAAUCAUCUAUGGUUCUUUUUGAAAUAAAAUG
Messenger RNA from Lobosporangium transversale, 1449 nucleotides. Its product is annotated as Glyoxalase/Bleomycin resistance protein/Dihydroxybiphenyl dioxygenase. Bases 126 to 1370 code for a protein of 414 amino acids. Gene Ontology annotation, molecular function: glutathione transferase activity. The record is from RefSeq and is a predicted model, not a curated record. NCBI's taxonomy places the organism in Eukaryota, Fungi, Mortierellomycota, Mortierellomycetes, Mortierellales, Mortierellaceae. The transcript is spliced from 5 exons. Gene Ontology annotation, biological process: glutathione metabolic process.